This is a messenger RNA of Haliotis rufescens (red abalone), 1368 nucleotides long. RefSeq names its product transcription factor Sox-19a-like. The record is from RefSeq and is a predicted model, not a curated record. NCBI's taxonomy places the organism in Eukaryota, Metazoa, Mollusca, Gastropoda, Lepetellida, Haliotidae. Gene Ontology annotation, molecular function: RNA polymerase II cis-regulatory region sequence-specific DNA binding; DNA-binding transcription factor activity, RNA polymerase II-specific. Bases 74 to 1159 code for a protein of 361 amino acids. Gene Ontology annotation, biological process: anatomical structure morphogenesis; regulation of DNA-templated transcription; cell differentiation. The transcript has 5 exons.
CAUUACCUUACAAUCUGCUUUGUCUUGAGAAUAAUCGCUGUUUGUGUUGACCGACUGAUCAAGAACAAUCGACAUGUCUUCGUCCCCAGCUACAAAAGGAAAGCCUGCAAAGAUCCCACGUCCAAUGAACGCCUUCAUGAUCUUUGCAAGAGAGUAUCGCCCAAAGGUGAAGAAGGAACAUCCAGCAGAGGAGAAUCAUGUCAUCAGCAUAAGACUGGGCAAGCUGUGGGCAGCCCUGGGUGAUGUGGAGAAGGAUCACUACCAGGACCUGUCUAGAGAGGCUGUCAACGAGCACAGGAGGAAGUACCCAGAUUACAGGUAUGAGCCGAAGCCAAAGAUCAAGAAGAAGCGCCGUUAUGACCAGUAUCUAUUGAUGGACAGACUGCGGACGGCAGCAGCAGAUGCUGCACGGGAACAGAGGGAGGAAGAAGAGGCAGCCAGGAACAUCAAGAUCACAGCAUCUGUUGCAACACCUUCACCUGCAGCACCAACCUACAGCUCUUCCCAUUCCCCCUGGGGCACUCACCCUUCCCUUCCCUCACACCUCCCAGCUACAGGACUUCCCCAGAACUAUUACUACCCACAAGCCCCCAACAUCAUCCCUGCCCACUCACAGCCGACCAAGUCUGCCUACCUCCCUAGGCACUUCAGCCAUGGGGCUCCUGUACCGUAUCACUACGCCGGCCCCUACAAUCCAGUGAUGUCCCGAGGGGAUCUUGGACAGCCCCUAGACAUGACAGUCUGCAGGAACAUCAGACCACCAUCUGAAGUCCCUGGCAAGGUGUACUGUGAGCUGACCACACCGGCCCAGAGGAGCACAGGGGAUGUGUCCACUCACUGCAUCCAUGACUGGUCAUCACGAGCCACAACGGGCUACCAGAGUCACUGGUCAGAUGGUUUCAGAUUGGAUGCAACUGCUUGCCACCCCACCGAAGGUCCUGGCCGGACCAUGUCCUACAUGGGUCCUGCUAUGUACAGUGAGAGAUCAGUCCCCACCAGCCACACCUCAGCCACUGCCCCGGGAACCUCUACCAAGCUCGAUACCAGUAAACCAGACCUGGUGUGGAUCCCCUGUGAGCCCGAGUUUGCUCGGAAGAUGGGAUGGCCUCUAGAUCCCAGCAUGCAACAUCACACUACAAACCCCAGCACCCAGUCCUAGAGAUGACACACACCCAUGUGAUGCCAAUGCUAGGGUUUUCUUUGACACUCAAACUUGAGAAGACAAAGCCAUCUCUCUGGUUUAAACAGAAUGAAAGAAAUGUAAAAUAUGCGUAUCGUCCUUGUAAGUAGUUCUCAGAUCUUCAUUAUUGAUCUAAUUUAUGAUGUGCAGCAAGAAAUUGCCAUUAAAAUAAAACAAAUUCAAGUGUG